This is a messenger RNA of Halichondria panicea, 345 nucleotides long. RefSeq names its product peptidyl-tRNA hydrolase 2, mitochondrial-like. The transcript has 4 exons. Gene Ontology annotation, cellular component: cytosol; mitochondrion. Lineage: Eukaryota; Metazoa; Porifera; Demospongiae; Suberitida; Halichondriidae. The coding region runs from base 1 to 258 and encodes 85 amino acids. Gene Ontology annotation, molecular function: peptidyl-tRNA hydrolase activity. The record is from RefSeq and is a predicted model, not a curated record.
AUGGGCAAGGGGAAGAUUGCUGCUCAAGUGGUCAGUCAUUGGGAGAACACAGGGUGUACAAAGGUCGUUGUCAAGACUCCUGACGAGCAAACAUUACUGGAUGUGAGGCAACAUGCUAGGGAGUUAGGUCUCAACACUCACGUUGUGAGGGAUGCUGGACGCACUCAGAUCGCACCAGGCUCUAAGACAGUGCUCUGUAUUGGACCAGGUCCAGUGGAAAAGGUGGACACGACAACAGGACACCUUAAACUGUUAUAGCCGUAGAAUAUAAUAACAGUACUACAUGUAUUUAUUUUGUGACUUUUUUAUGUGAAUUUUACAUUGGAAAGAAUAUUAAUAUUAACA